GGGUUGGACGGGCAAGAGCUUUACGUGGGCCAUACGGGAAAAAUGCCAACUACGGUUUCUGAAGAGAAACUGCAUCUCGCGCUGCCCCCGGUUUCUCCCACUCCCCAGGGGGGCUGCGUGUGGCUCCAACAACGAUCGGCCGACGCUUUGCGACCCCAAUGCCCAAACAAAGAAACGUGAAAUUACCGGAGCCUCGCGCCCGCCACUCUGGCGAAACGCUGCGCCUAAACUAGUGGGUUGCGCCCCGCCCGCAAGCGCGUUGCGCCAGUGGUUGGCGGGCUCCGGCGUCACGUGCACUGCAUGGUAGGCAGUGAUUGGAGGAGCAGAGGCAGCCGCUCGUCCCGUCAGCCGCUCGGCGGCGGGGUUUGUUAGUUCCGGGUCGAGCCGUAGGUGACCUCCUGAAUCCAAAAGCUUUUCCCUGAGUUAACAUGGCUGCGGCCGGCAAGCGGCCGGGACGCCGAUGAGGAGCGGACGCGAGGCUUUUCCGAGGUUUUGCCCGCGAUCCCUCAGCAAUGGCGCUCCGGUCGCGGCUCUGGGGGAAGCUGUCGGUUUGCAGGAACCCCGGGUGUGGGGUCGCAGCGCUCUCAACCAGUUGCGAGCCAGCGGCGAAGCCUGAAGUGGACCCUCUGGAAAAUGCCGCUGUUGCCCCAGAGUUCACCAAUCGGAACCCCCGCAAUCUGGAGCUCUUAGGUGUGGCCAGGAAGGAGCGGGGUUGGGGGACAACGUGGCCCUCCCGUGAGUUCUGGCACAGGUUGCGAGUUAUAAGGACUCAGCAUCAUGUAGAAGCGUUGGUUGAGCAUCGCAACGGCCAGGUUGUGGUUUCAGCAUCCACUCGGGAAUGGGCUAUUAAAAAGCAUCUUUACAGCACCAAAAACGUGGUGGCCUGUGAGAGUAUAGGACGAGUGCUGGCAGAGCGAUGCUUAGAGGCAGGAAUCAACUUCAUGGUCUACCAACCCACUCCUUGGGAGGCAGCCUCGGACUCGGUAUUUUGGUUUUCAUGUACUUAUUUUUAAAAGAUGAAGCGACUGCAGGGUGCCAUGACGGAAGGCGGUGUGGUGCUGCAGGAGCCUCGGAGAAUCUAUGACUGAAAGAGGAGCAUCGUUCCGAACGUGUGACUAUAAAGCUGUGAGCCGUUGCGUCCUUCAGAAGGGAGCAUCUGGAAGGACAGCCAGCUUGGAAGUUUUGUACAGUCAUGUAACGGUGGAAUGUUAUCACUAGUUAAGGUCAUCCCCUCCUCCUCUUGUGCGUGUGUGUUGGGGGGCGGUGGUUUAAUUAAGGGCUAAAUUCUUCCCCUUCUUGGACAGAAGUAUCUGGGAAAAGCUGUUGCCAAUUAUAAUUAACUUUGCAAGGACAAAUUAAAUGUUGUUUAUAAGUUAAAGAAUAAACGCAGAUAUGAGCACUUUCUGGUUACAUGAAAUCUUCUUUGCCUUUGAGCCCUCUGUGGCAAGAGUACACAUAGGAGAUUUGUGCAAACUACUUGUUACCAUGUCCAGCUCAUAGUGGUUAAUUUCAAUAAAUGACAGCUGUUGCUCUUCA
Messenger RNA from Mirounga angustirostris (Northern elephant seal), 1536 nucleotides. It is a transcript of the gene MRPL18, whose product is annotated as mitochondrial ribosomal protein L18. The record is from RefSeq and is a predicted model, not a curated record. Gene Ontology annotation, cellular component: ribosome; mitochondrion. The coding region runs from base 513 to 1013 and encodes 166 amino acids. NCBI's taxonomy places the organism in Eukaryota, Metazoa, Chordata, Mammalia, Carnivora, Phocidae. Gene Ontology annotation, molecular function: structural constituent of ribosome; 5S rRNA binding. Gene Ontology annotation, biological process: translation. The transcript is spliced from 4 exons.